This is a messenger RNA of Ahaetulla prasina, 2851 nucleotides long. RefSeq names its product kelch-like protein 21. Lineage: Eukaryota; Metazoa; Chordata; Lepidosauria; Squamata; Colubridae. The record is from RefSeq and is a predicted model, not a curated record. Bases 171 to 1814 code for a protein of 547 amino acids. The transcript is spliced from 3 exons. Gene Ontology annotation, molecular function: protein binding.
UGGGUCCCCUGAUAAAGGAAGCUGGUCUCUAUUUUUAGGGUUGGAGUUGUGUCUAUAUCGGGCCUAGCAACUGCUCUGCUGGCCUUUCAACAUGGUUUGAAUGGGAGCCAAGGUCACAGGACAGGAGGGCGUUUUAUUCUGGGUUCAGCUUCUUGAAUCAGCCAGCCGGCAUGGAUCCGUCCCUGUGUGCGGCAAUUCAGGCCAGUCUUGAGUGUGAUGCAGUCCUGGAAGUAGAGGGAAAGUGCUUCCCAGUCAACCGAUGGGCCCUGGCCUGCCACAACGCUUAUUUUGAGGCCAUGUUCUUUGGUGGCACUCGGGAGUGUGCAGAGCGGCGCAUCCGGAUCCAGGGGGUUGAGGCGGAGCCCUUCCAGGCACUUCUGGACUUUACCCAGACAGGCAGCCUUGGCAUCACCCCUGGCAAUGUCACCAGCCUUCUGCAGACGGCUGACUUCCUGCAGCUGGAGGCUGCCAAGAGACGCUGUGAGACCUUUCUGGAAAGGGAGCUGCAUGUCUCCAACUGCCUCAGCCUCAGGGCCUACGCACAGCACUUUGCCUGCACGGCACUCUGCUCUGCUGCCCUCAAUGUGGCCCUCAGCCACUGGGCUGACGUGGUGACACACGGUGAGGUUGAGGAGCUGCCCAAGGCCACUCUGAUGGAGUUGCUGCAAAGCGAUGAGCUCUUUGUGGCUCGCGAGGACAUGGUCUUUGACACAGUGAUGCAGUGGGUAGUGGCCGACCUGCCUGGGCGGGCCAAGGAUUUCCUGGAGCUGGUGGGCUUGGUGCGGGUCCCCUUCCUCAGCCUUCCCUUCCUUGGCCUCCUGGUGAAGCGCAGCCAGCGCCCUGGGCUGGAUGCUUCGGCUCAGCUACUGAAAGAGCUGGACCGCUUCCCACCCCCCAACUGGCAUGACGCCGCCCAGGCCGCCUGCACGAGCCGGAGCUAUGAGACUCUCUUCGUGAUGGCUGGGAAACGCGACCAAAAGCAGCAGGAGCUCUUCCACUUCUUGCCCAAGACAGGAGCCUGGCAGGCCUGCUCAGCACUCAAGCGCAAAAACCUCACCCAGUAUGCUGUGGCUGCCGUGGGCAACCUGCUCUUCGUCACAGGAGGGAACUUCCGGGAGGAGUUUUUCUGGGCCCCUGUGGACUGGGUGUGGAUCUACAACAGCUGGGAUGACAGCUGGCUGGAGGGGCCAGCCAUGAAGGAGGCUCGUGACAGCCACUGCGCAGUGGGGGUUGGCUUCCACUUGUACGUAAUGGGGGGGAGCACCCUAGAGGGCAUCACCUCCAGCGUCGAGCGCCUCACCCUGGCCGACUCCUCCUGGAAGCCUACCAGUCCCCUGAUCCACCCUGUGGAACGAGCUGGAGCCACCAGUGUGGGGACACGGAUCUAUGUGGUCUGUGGCAUGGAUGAGAACGGGGAUGUCUGCCGGGCAGUUCAGCGUCUGGACAUAGAGACGGAUAUGUGGGAUGUCGUUUCUUUCUCACCACUACCAAGGUAUGACCUCUGUGUGGCAGCCUUGAAUGGGGCCAUCUACACCAUCGGAGGUGGGGCCUUCCGCUUUGACAUCUGCACCGAUGAGUGGACCCCCGUGGAGGACGACAGCCUGGCUCAUAAGUUCUUUGAAGGGUGCAGCUCAGCCAACGGACGCAUCUAUCUGCUGGCAGAGCGGCGGGGGAACACUGCGGUCCCAAACAUGGUGAUUCUGGACCCCUACAAGAACGCUUGCCAGGAAGUGGGCCACCAGCUCCCCUGCCCCCUCCCCAUCCACGGAAUGGCCUCUAUGCGCAGGUUCAACACCUGGGGGUACCAGGCAUAGCCAGGGGUGCUGCCUCCUCCCUUCUGAAGAGACCAGUCUCCACAGAGGGUACAUCUGAGCCCUCUGUUCUGCCGUCAUUGGCCCUGAGACAUGAGGGGGGAUUCCCUUCACAGAUCCAUAAAGUGGGAGCAAUCCUGGAGAUCACCGGGCUGUUCCCUGGUGUCAAUGCAGGAACCCCCAACCAAAGGCCCUUCAGCCCACACGAAGCUGGUCCCUGAAUUCAGCCACCCAAUGCCUCCCACAGGGUAAAAUGCCCAAAGCCCUUAACUGCUGUUCAGGCCCCAUCUUACCUUGCUUGCUCUCCCCUGGAGAGAACCCCCACCCUUUUCCAAUAUCCUCCCUAAAAUGUUGUGCACAGGACUGACCCAUGCUGAAACCAGGGCCUCUUGUGGUCUUGGUUUUGAUGCAGCCAGGGAUAUCAUUUGUACAAUUGUAGGAUUUUCCUGCUUUGAUACUUGGUGGUUGCCAGAGUUUCUAUUGUGCUUUCUUUAAACACAACGUUCAGCUGGAUUUCUUCCCUUAAGUCUUGGUUGGCUUCCGUCACCCCCUGACGGACUUGUGAGCAGGAGGAGGAAUGUGGAGGUCCUGAACUUGUGCUCCAGGGAAUCAGUGAUUUUGAAAAUUCAUUUGUAAUUUUAUUAGUCUUUUUAAAUUUUAGGCUUAUAAAUACAAAAGAACAUUUGUAUUCAGAGUUGAACUUCAGGGUUUUUGGUGCUUUCUGUACUUUUUUUUUGUGUGUGCAAAUGUUUCAAUUAUCCAACAAGAUAGCAUCAUCAGUUUUAGGCUUAUGUUUUUUAAGUCAUUGGUUUGAUUACCUAUUUAUUUGUGUCAUAAAUUUAUGAAUUUAUAAAUCUUUAAUUGUAACAUUUAAGCUGGUUUAUUAUGGUUUAUGUAUACAUUUAUUUUAAAUUUAAAUACUUUCCAUCUGAAAGUUAAGGAUACUGAGUUGGAAUGUAAAUAGUGUGCAAAAUAAGGUGGCUUCCACAGCGACAGGAGAAAUCCCUGAGCCCCAAACUGAACGGGGGUCAUGUGGUGCU